GGCCACUACAAAGCAACAACAAUAGCACCAUUAGCAGAUGUCAUCGUGCGUGCGACAAACAAAAGCGAAGGAAGAGAUAAAACAGGCAGGCAUGUCCGAGCCGUCUCAAUCAUAUCAGCACUACCUGUUCCUCCAGUCGCGGACCCACCCUCGCCCAACAUGGUCGCCAUAUACGCACUCUUGUUCAUUCCUGUGAUCCUGGUAGCUUCGGAACAUUCUGGAGCGUACUCCUCGCCUCAGUACGCGAAGAAAAUGUACCCGAAGUUUGACACCAACGCGCUUUUACCUAACGAGAAGCCUCCGAUACCGUUCAAAAGGCAGAUCGAUAGAUAUGAUAGUGAUGGCAACGAUACGGCGCAGUACGGGAGAUCGUCGUUCUUAAAUUCGGCGGGUAGCUUCCUGAGCGGUGCUGGUGGACAAGCGCUGACGAAUCUGGCGAAGGAGUUUGUUGGGCGUUCAACUGGUAGCAGCCAGGUUGGUUUUGACUGCGUCUCGCAGGUCCUAAGCUUGAAUCUGACAAAUUUGGUGAUCCUGAUCGUCCUGAAGGCGUUAAUCCUAGCUGCCGGGUUCUUCGGGGCUGGAGCUUGGAAGGGCGGUCAUCACUACGCCAGGAGUCUUGAUGACAACACAAACGCGUCAUACAUCACGGAGGACGAAAUCAUGCUGUACCUGAGCUACCUAGCAGGGCAACAGAGCCGAGACUAUGGCUGCCUGUACCGCCUCUCCUGCAAGAAGCCGCAGCAGGCUGCACUUUAUUCAUCGGGGGCGGAGAUUCUGCUGCAGGGAGCGAGGUUGUUGCAAGGGAACAGCAUCGAAUUGGAGCCAUACGAAGAGGUGUCAAAAGGUGUCAAGCAAGCAUCUGCCUGGGGCGAGGAAGGCAUGAACUGUGACACUCGUUACCAGUGUGAAGAAUAACUUAUAAAACGAUAGACUUAUUCAAAUGGAUACAUAUCUUCUUCCAGAAGAUUCCUCCUGCGAGCUACUACUUGAGUUUAGUUUCAGUUACCUUCAUGUGAAUUAGUGUAAUACUUGUAUAUCUAUACAACUUGUACUUGUAUACUUAUAUAUCCUAAGCUCAUCAGUGGGCGAUAAAGGACUGAUAUGAUGAUGAUGAGUGUAGUACUUAUUGUUAAAAUCCUACGAGUAAUUAUAAUAUUUGUGUAGGCAGUACAAACUAUUUUCUCAGUUAAUAUUCCAGUACCUAACUGUUUAGUCAUGUAAAUAAGAAGUAUUAUGGAUCAAGGUAUGAUA
This is a messenger RNA of Cydia fagiglandana, 1251 nucleotides long. RefSeq lists its product as uncharacterized. NCBI's taxonomy places the organism in Eukaryota, Metazoa, Arthropoda, Insecta, Lepidoptera, Tortricidae. Bases 160 to 915 code for a protein of 251 amino acids. The record is from RefSeq and is a predicted model, not a curated record. The transcript is spliced from 4 exons.